GUUUCCAGUAGGCCCAAACGGGCCGGGCCGGGGGGUGGGGUGGGGGUGUGCUGUGGAGAAAGCUCUCCUGAAUCCCUGCGGGCGGCAGCACCUCGCGACCCGGGGGGUGGCUUGAGGGGAAAAGCGAGCAAGGUUUGCUGCGUUACGGCGUCUCUCCCAGAAUUCGGCGCGCGCCGCCGCUGGGGCCGGAACUGCCCGGCGAGCCUCCGCUGAGCGAGGCGCCGCGCCGCCGCGGAGCGAGCCCGGCCGCCGGCGUGUCGCUGGGACUGAGCUCCGCGGGCGUGAGGAGCCCUUGUACGGUUCAGGAUUGAAGACGUUCUUGUCAGGUUUGGGGACGUGAGGAGGUUCCUGUCAGUUGGGGAGGCGUGAGGCGAUCCUCCCUUCGUCCAGAGAGGACGCGUGCCGCCGCCGCCGCCGCCGCCGCUGCCGCCUCCGGCCCCUCCUGCCAUCACGAACCUGGCCCUCCACGGAACGCUCCCAGGCAGGGGGAAGAUGGCCUCGGUGCCCGUGUAUUGCCUCUGCCGGCUGCCUUACGAUGUGACCCGCUUCAUGAUUGAGUGUGACAUGUGCCAGGACUGGUUUCACGGCAGUUGUGUUGGUGUUGAAGAAGAGAAGGCUGCUGACAUUGACCUCUACCACUGCCCAAACUGUGAGGUCUUACAUGGACCUUCCAUUAUGAAAAAACGUCGUGCAUCUACCAAAGGGCAUGAUACACAUAAGGGGAAGCCAGUGAAGACUGGAAGCCCUACAUUCAUUCGAGAGCUCCGGAGUAGGACUUUUGACAGCUCAGAUGAAGUGAUCCUGAAGCCCACUGGAAGUCAGCUGACUGUGGAAUUCCUGGAAGAGAAUAGCUUCAGUGUGCCCAUCCUGGUCUUGAAGAAGGAUGGGUUGGGGAUGACUCUGCCCUCUCCAUCAUUCACUGUGAGGGAUGUGGAACACUAUGUUGGUUCUGACAAAGAGAUCGAUGUGAUUGAUGUGACCCGCCAGGCUGACUGCAAGAUGAAGCUUGGUGAUUUUGUGAAGUACUAUUACAGUGGGAAGAGGGAGAAAGUCCUCAAUGUCAUUAGUUUGGAAUUCUCUGACACCAGGCUUUCUAACCUUGUGGAGACACCCAAGAUUGUUCGAAAACUGUCAUGGGUCGAGAACUUGUGGCCAGAGGACUGUGUCUUUGAGAGACCCAAUGUGCAGAAGUAUUGCCUCAUGAGUGUGCGAGAUAGUUAUACAGACUUUCACAUUGACUUUGGUGGCACCUCAGUCUGGUACCAUGUGCUCAAGGGUGAGAAGAUCUUCUACCUGAUCCGCCCAACAAAUGCCAAUCUGACUCUGUUUGAGUGCUGGAGCAGCUCCUCUAAUCAGAACGAGAUGUUCUUCGGGGACCAGGUGGAGAAGUGCUACAAGUGUUCAGUGAAGCAAGGACAGACGCUUUUCAUUCCUACAGGAUGGAUCCAUGCUGUGCUGACCCCUGUGGACUGCCUUGCCUUUGGAGGGAAUUUCUUACAUAGCCUUAACAUUGAAAUGCAGCUCAAAGCCUAUGAGAUUGAGAAGCGGCUGAGCACAGCAGACCUCUUUAAGUUCCCCAACUUUGAGACCAUUUGUUGGUAUGUGGGAAAGCACAUCCUGGACAUCUUUCGAGGUUUGCGACAGAACAGGAGACACCCUGCCUCCUACCUGGUACAUGGUGGUAAAGCACUGAACUUGGCCUUUAGAGCCUGGACAAGAAAAGAAGCUCUUCCAGACCACGAGGAUGAGAUCCCGGAGACAGUACGGACUGUACAACUCAUUAAAGAUCUGGCUAGGGAGAUUCGCCUGGUUGAAGACAUCUUCCAACAGAACGUUGGGAAGACGAGCAAUAUCUUUGGGCUGCAGAGGAUCUUCCCAGCCGGCUCCAUUCCCUUAAACAGGCCAGCCCAUUCCACUUCAGUAUCCAUUUCCAGGCUGUCACUGCCCUCCAAAAGUGGUUCAAAGAAGAAAGGCCUGAAGCCCAAGGAACUCUUCAAGAAGGAAGAGCAAAAGGGCAAGGAGAGUUCACCCUUGGGGCCUGCUGGCCAAUUGAGCUAUAAUCUCAUGGAUACAUACAAUCAUCAGGCACUGAAGACAGGCUCUUUCCAGAAAGCAAAGUUCAAUAUUGCUGGUACCCGCUUGAAUGACUCGGAGGAUGACUCGCCAGACCUGGACCUUGAUGGGAAUGAGAGCCCAUUGGCUGUUUUGAUGUCUAAUGGCAGUACCAAGAGGAUGAAGAGCUUACCCAAAUCCCGGCGAGCCAAGAUUGCAAAGAAGUCCGAAAAGGCUAGGGCGGUGACAGAACAGAUGAUGGAGGAUGAAUUUGACUUGGAUUCAGAUGAUGAGCUCCAGAUAGACGAGAGACUGGGAAAGGAAAAGGCGACCUUGAUAAUAAGACCAAAAUUUCCCCGGAAGUUGCCCCGUGCAAAGCCUUGCUCUGACCCUAACCGAGUUCGUGAACCAGGAGAAGUUGAGUUUGACAUUGAGGAGGACUACACAACAGAUGAAGACAUGAUGGAAGGGGUUGAAAGCAAGCUUGGGAAUGGAAGUGGAGCUGGUGGAAUUCUUGAUCUGCUCAAGGCCAGCAGGCAGGUGGGGGGACCUGACUAUGCUGCUCUCACCGAGGCCCCAGCCUCUCCCAGCACUCAGGAGGCUAUCCAGGGCAUGCUGUGCAUGGCCAACCUGCAGUCCUCAUCGUCCUCACCGGCUACCUCCAGCCUGCAGGCCUGGUGGACCGGGGGGCAGGACCGAAGCAGUGGGAGCUCCAGCAGUGGGCUGGGCACAGUGUCUAACAGUCCUGCUUCCCAGCGCACCCCAGGGAAGCGGCCCAUCAAGCGGCCAGCAUACUGGAGAACCGAGAGCGAGGAGGAGGAGGAGAACGCCAGUCUGGAUGAACAGGACAGCUUGGGAGCAUGCUUCAAGGACGCAGAGUAUAUCUACCCUUCACUGGAGUCUGAUGAGGACGACCCUGCUUUGAAAUCUCGACCCAAGAAAAAGAAGAAUUCAGAUGAUGCUCCCUGGAGUCCUAAAGCCCGUGUGACCCCAACUCUACCAAAGCAGGAUCGUCCUGUUCGUGAAGGGACACGGGUAGCCUCCAUCGAGACAGGCUUGGCUGCAGCAGCAGCAAAACUGGCUCAACAGGAGUUACAGAAGGCCCAAAAGAAGAAAUACAUCAAGAAGAAACCUUUGCUAAAGGAGGUAGAACAACCUCGACCUCAAGACUCCAAUAUCAGUGUGACAGUACCAGCCCCAACUCUGGCUGCUGUUCCCCAGCUUCCCACCUCUUCUUCACCCCUGCCUCCUCCUGAACCCAAACAAGAGGCUCUGUCAGGAAGUCUUGCUGACCAUGAGUAUACUGCUCGUCCCAAUGCUUUUGGCAUGGCCCAGGCAAACCGCAGCACCACACCCAUGGCCCCCGGCGUCUUCUUGACCCAGCGGCGCCCUUCAGUUGGCUCCCAGAGCAAUCAGACAGGACAAGGAAAGCGUCCCAAAAAGGGCCUGGCCACAGCAAAACAGAGACUCGGCCGUAUCCUGAAAAUCCACAGAAAUGGCAAACUACUUCUGUGAGCUUCCUUGUGUUCCAGCUCUCACCCCUACACCCCCAUUGCCUUCUCUGUUGUCAACUGUCGGGGCACUCCUGGAUCUUAUCUGCCCUGGACAAGGUGCUGAGGUGCACUGUCCUGCUUUCUUUGGACUGACCAAAGGCACGGACUCCCCCCACAGACCCCGUCCUCCAGCUGCUCCCAACUCCUUCUCCAUUUCCACUGGAUCAUCCUGCCGCCUUCUCUCCAUACCCUGAGUAGCAGGAAAAUGGGAAAGGUCUCCAGCUGACCAGAACCACUUUUCUCCUUUUCCAGCCCAGGUCCCUUUUACCUGCCUUGUCUGUCCUUUACUCUUGGCCCCCAUCCCCACCCUGCCCCAGAGUUGGAUGGUAGGAGGCAGAGAGGCAUGAAGAAAGAGAACCUGGGCCCUCCCUAUUUCUCUGGCCAUGAAGUGGGAGGUCCCAGUACUCAAUACUUUGUGCAACUCAAGCCCUUUAUCCAGAAGCCUGUCCAUUCUGCCUUCGUCUUCCUCCCAAUCCAGUGGAUGUGCCCCACCUCCAAACUUGUUCCUGAGAGAAGGCUAUGGUGUCUGCCCCCUCUUGCCAAAACUUUGUGGAAAUAAAGAGGAGGGCCUAGUGUCUUUCGUACUGCCCCACUGUGGGCCAUUUCCAGAGGUAGCCUAGAAAGGCUGACUUCACUUAUCCUUGGGAGGAAAAGAGAUUCCUGUCACUUUUAAGUGGGGAGAGAACAGACACCCAAGCUGUUGACCAUUGACUUUGUGGCCCAUUGGAAGAAGCUACUUUUGGCUGGCUACAUUUGAAGCCCCUCGUGCCAGGUAAGCUCCAGGGAUUUGCCUGGACUUUGAGAUCCUGCAGAACAUUAUCCACGUGGCUGUGGUCGGGCCCCAGCAGAUGAAAACCAUCUCCCAGAAACCUGAAAGCACCUGCCACUGAAGCACAUAACCUUGGCCCUCCAACCUGUUUCUUCCACCUAUACCACCGAGCCCAGCCUGGACCUUCCAGACAGGGUGCGGCAGGACAACCCAUCCCUGGGAACCUCUAUGCUUCUUUCCUCACCUGAGGUCUCAGUCUGAAGAAAACUUCAGGUUUCACAUUUUCAAUCCUGGGCUUUUGCACUUCCAGGCCACAGGUCAACUCGACGUUCAAGCAAAGUACAGAUGGGCCACUGCUGACCCUAGGCCCAGAAGAGACAUUCAGAUGUGAAGAAGCAGACCAUCUGAUGAUGAUCCUCCCUUCCCCCUUCUUUCCUGCGUGGAUUGUCUGCAUUGUCCAGACAGUGCCCCCACCUCCCUCCUGUCUUGUCUCAUUGGCAAUCUGGACUUGAUGGAGAAUCCCCUGCCCCUCCAUUUUGGCACUUCCCAAAUGGAGUGUAUCCUUGAUCUUUACCCUUCACUCCAACCUCACCCCAGCUUGCUCAGUGCUUCUGGGGAAUUGAACAGCUACCAUGCAGGCCACAGGGAAUUUGUGAGGCUUCCUUUGUGUUCUUUGUGUCUCCAGUUUGUCUUUCUUUUCUCCAUAGCCCCUCCUCUACUCUCCUUCCUUGGAAUCAGGGGUCCCUUAGUCCAUUUGCUUUUUCUACCUUGGGGACCCCAGGGGCCAAGCAGUCCUCCAUCUAGUCACACCAAAGGCAAAAAGCCUGGCUACCUCCCCCUUAGCACUUGAGGUCCUAUUUCCCUCCCCUCUGUUUCUACCCAGCUUUGCUUGUCUUGGGGAUUUCAAGGGAGCAGAGAAUAGUGAGGGGAGGGCAGGAGAAACCUCUGUCCCUGUGUAGGCGACUGCCUGACUAGGCGCUGGCUGCUGUAACCAAUACCAGGUCCCCAGCCCUUUGCCCGUUAACACCUACUCUUGAUCUUUCAAAGGCAGCUAAUUGCUAGCAAAUUCCCCUGAUUCCAGGCCUCUUUCCCUUUGUUUCUUUGUUAGUUUCUGUGGAGCUGAAACCCAGCCUCCAUUUGACUGGGUUUUAUUUAGUUUAGUUGGAUUCUCAUAGCCUCCUGUUUGUUGUUUUGUGUUGUUUCCAAUGAAAAGCAAGUUUACCCUCAGAGUUACGCUUUUCCAAAGAGGCUGGUGUUUUUUGUUUUUGUUUUUAAUGUUUCAGGUUCUAAGUGAAGUGAGUUGAGGAGGAGGUUGGGAGUUGGUAGUAACCAAGGUUUAGAACAUGGUGAGAUAGUUACCUCUGAUCUCCAAUCCCCAGCAGAGAGCUGAGGGUUAGAUAGGGGGCAGGGAGAGAGGAUUUCUAUUCACCUUUAAUAUAUUUUUACAGACAAAGCAAACAAUUUAAAAACAAGCCCACCGCUUCUGUACAUGUCUAAAUAUAUUUUUAGAAGUGGGUAGGAUUGUGAAUUUCUGAUGCAGGGCCUUUUUAUAAAUAGGUUAGAGUAGUAUCAUCCAGACUUCUCGUUUUUUUUUUCCCCUGUUUUUUUCUUAUGUUGUGUUACUAAUGUAAUUUAUAUUUUUUUUAGAUUCUCCCUUUCCUAUAGAGAUAAAAGUGAUUUAUCUUGGCAAUUGCUUUGCUUGGCAUUCUUUUCUUUUCUUUUCUUUUUUUGUUUUGAUUUGUUUUUGUUGGUGGUAAUGUGGUGUGGGGUCCAGGAGUUCCGCCUUCUACCUUCUCGUUGUAUUCUUUUUGUCUUUCAGCAAAUUGUCACUAGGCACUUCUGGUGCCCAGCCUUGUGCCUGGUGUGGGAAGGGGACAGGAUCCCUGCCCUUAGGAGGGACACAGUUCACACACUCGAAACAGAUAACCAGAAGUAUAGUGGGCAGAAAAGAAAGGGUGCAACAAUUCAGAGGGACUUAAAAGUUCAGUGGAGAGACUUUCCAUAGCUUCCAUGAAGAAGCUGUUUAUACUGACUGUGCUUGUGUCUUCUUUUUGUGAAUGUGGGAUAACAUACAUAUAUAUAUAUAUAUAUAUAUAUAUAUAUAUAUAUAUGUAUAUGUAUGUGUAUAUAUAUAUAUAUGGACUCAUUUCAUCCUCACCAACAUCCUCAUCCUGCCAGUGAGGGAACAGGCAAAGCAACCUUCCAGCAUCGCAUAUAAAAGAAGUUCUGGGGCCAGCCUGGAUCUAGAAUGUUUGUUUUUUUCAUAGAAUGCAAAUUCUUUUUAUUCUUAAGAUUUUAUUUAUUUAUUUAUUUGAAAGGCAGAGUUAUGGGGGGGCUGCUGGGGGGAUAUCUUCCAUCCACUGGUUUACUCCCGAAAUGGCCACAGCAGUCAAGGCUAGGCCAAUCCAAAGCCAGGAUUCAGAAACACCAUUUGGGUCUCCCAUGUGGGUGGCAGUGGCCCAAGCACUUGGGCCAUCUUCUGCUUUUUCUGACAUAUUCACAGGGAGCUGGAUCAGAAGUGGAACAGCAGAACCUGAGCUGGCAGCCACAUGGGGUGCCAGCAUUAUAGGCAGCAGUUUAACCUGCUGUGCCACAAUGCUGGCCCCAGAGUCUGUGUUCUUAUUACUGUAUUCCACCACAUCUCACUGAUAACUGCUAUCAUUUAUCAAGUGCCUUUAGGGUGCCAGUUUAGGGCUAGUUUAAUCCUCACUGACAACCUCAUGAAAUAAUUAGCCUUGUUUUACAGUUAAGGAGACAAACUUGCCAGCAUCUUCCUGGUUCCAAAGCUCAUGUUUGUUGUUUUUUCCCCUUUACCAUGCCCAAAAACCUUUUGAAGCUCAAGCACCCCUGGAUGUCUAUUCAGCACCUGUUGCAUGCAAGGUACAGAAUUAAGAGUUGUGUCCAGAGGACUAUCCUGAGAAUACAGUUUGGAACCUAAUUUCAAAUUCACCACCACUUUGACACUAUGUGACCCUGAGUACCUGUUAAAGAAACCCUAUCUAAGAUGUCUUGAAAAUUCUACUUCGGGGGUCUGGAGUGAAGCAGUCUGAGUCUGGCACCUACUGGUUAAAUCAUCUCCAGUUCUCAAUCUGAGUCUCAGUAUUAGCCAGGAUUUGGGUAGAGAAGAUUCAUGUCUGGGGCACAAGGAACUACAUCUCUUGAUAGAAAGGCAACAGGAAAGCAGAGGGAUUUCAUAGCCUUUCCAGAAAUGAUAGGCUAGGUUUUUUAUGUCACCAACUCCCAGCCUAUUCUGUGAAGGGACAAAGCACCAGCCUCAGGUUAGAGGAUAACCUAGAGUCUUAGUCACCUUACUUCUCAGUCCAGGCAGGAGAUGCCAGCAGAUCAGAGGCUGCUUUCUAACUCUGGGAGGGGAGCAAGGCACCCAGCGCCAUUAUUCCCUUUUUCCAGUAUGGAGUGAAAAAGUAUAUAGAAAAAAAUUACACAAGAGCUUUCCAUCUCAAUGAGUAAUUUGGGAGCAUGUUUUGUGUAGCUAAAAUAGAAUGCCAUAGACUGGGUAAGUCAUAAAGAAAAGAGGUUUCUUUUGGCUCGUGAGCAUGGAGGCUAGGAAGUACAAGGUCAGGUGACCUCAUCUGGCAAGUGCCACAUGCUGCUUCACCUCAUGAUGGAAAAGUAGGAGAGGAAUAUGUGCAAGAGGGGCACGUGUGACAGGAGAUGCCAGCUUUAUAAUAACCCACUGUUGCUAGAACUAAUCCAGUCUCAAGAACUAACCCAUUAUCUAGAGAAAGAAUCAUUUCUUGAGGAUUGUGUUCCCAUGACCCAUUCACCACCCAAAGGCCCACAUUCCAACGCCACUGCAUUGACAACCAAAUUUCAACAUGAGUUUUGAGAGAGACAAACCACAUCCAAACCAGAGCAGAGAGAGGGCUCUCUGGGUCUACAUUUGCCAACUUUAAUUAUCUCAGCUAAGAAGCCCUCUAGAGGCUUGAUUUUCCCUGAACUUUCUGAAUGCUAUAAAUUCCCAAACUGAAUCCUCUAGCCCUGACUUGCCCUGGGUACAGAUCUCCAUUUUUGCUUGCUCACAUAGUGUACCCUGCCUAAACUAAACAGCCCCUCCAUUAGGACCCUGUUCACACCAAGUUGACUGAAAAGAUACUUGCGCUCCAAUAAGUUGUGUAGAGAAGAGCACCAGAUGGUAGAGCAUAGUGGUAGAGAUGAAAAUGGCAUAUUGGACAGGGAAUCCAUCUUAAGGAAGCAGGUAAUUUAGGGAAGGCUUCCUGUCAGAUGAUGCCUGAACUGAAAAAUGAAAAGUAAUUAGGAGAGGCAGUGGGAAGAAUGUUCCAUACCAAGGCCAUAGCAUGAAUAAAAAUAGGUGGAGAAAGAGAUGAAGAGAAGGACAAGCAAUUUGGUGUAAGUGCAGCCUUGACUCACUGAGAAGGAGGGGGUGGGGCUUAUGUAGAAUCUCCAGGAGGAAAGGUGUAUUUUGAGAAGGUAUGUGAUUAUAAUUAAUUAGGUCUUUAAUAUUUAUUUCAAAACCCCAGAUAAUGGAGGACUGGAGUCCUAUUUAAUGGCAGAGAGCAGUAAAGAGUUUUAAACAGAAAACUUAUUUUAAAAAAUUAGUUAUUUGAAAGAGGAAGAGAGAGCACUUCCAUUCACUGGUUCGUUCACUCCCCAAAUGACCACAACAGCCAGGGCUGGGCCAGGCUGAAUCCAGGAGCUUUAUCCGGGUCACCCAUAUGGAUGCAGGGGCCCAAGAACUUGGGCAAACUGCUGCUGCUGCUCCAGGCACAUUAGCAGGGAGCUGGAUCAGAAGUGGAUCAGCUGGGACUCCAACUGCCACCCAUGUAAGUUUCUGGCAUCACAGGCAGUGAUUUUACCCACUAUGCCACAGCACCAGCUCCAACUUACUUUUAAAAAGGAUCUCUUUGGGGGAGAGAUUGAAGCCAGGGAGGCUAGUGUGGAAGUUACAGAAAGAUGGGGAGGGCACCAUCUUAUAAUUGCUCCCAUCGAAAGCCACUUCACUAGGAACCCUUUACCCAGCUGUCUCGUCAAAUGGUGACUUUGUCCUAUUUCUACAUCUCAUAAGGGGUGGAAAUCCAAGCCAUUUCCAGAAGGUAAAACAAUGGAGUCAGCCACUCAGAACCCAAAGUAAAGAAGAUGGACUCCUGUAUCCCCCUUUCAGUUUUUAAACUCAAAGCAGUUCAUUUUACCGUAGAACCAACCAUAAUGCCACCUCUCAUCACUGGAUGUGGUAGGAGAGAUAAAAUAAUCAUUUUAUAUUCUCAGAGGCCAGCGCCUUUCCCUACAUUCUAUUUCCAUUCUGUCAUAUACAACCUAUCAGGAGUACCUCCCUACAGUUCUAUUUUCUUCUCCUGCUUUUUUAAAGAACAUUCCAUGGCCUUCCUUUGCUUUUUACAACCCAAGAUUUCAAGGUUUUCCAAAACCUGACCCAACAUAGACAGUGGACUCUUGUGGAAAGUGGAUGUGUUUGGGAGUUGAAAACAUCAGUGAUUCAAUUUCGGUUCUGCCACUUAUGCUAUCUUGAGCUGGUUGCUUCAUAUCUCCUUGCCUCAAUUUUGCCAUCUGUAAAAUUAAGACAUAAUCCCUACAUCAUAAGGUUGUCAGCUACAUGAGGAAGGUGCUGUUUAAAGAACAAAGGGAGGUGGCUGAAUCUAUUGGUGUGGUGGUCCUUAAAUUCCUGUAGUGAAAAUACAAAUUUGUGACAGAGUUGUUGAAAGAUGCCAGUUCAGUAUCAGUGGCUCAGUUCUACAGUGACUUAUCACAGACUCUCAUGUCAGGCCCCGUGCAUACCAUUGAUCUUCAGGAAGCAUGUGCUUUAGUAUGCAGCGAUGAAAACCCAAGUACAGCAUAUUGGGAUUAAUACUGUGUCGCUAAUGAGUACAAGGUGCCACGGGAGAAUGAAGUAGGGAGACCCAACCCAUUCUGCAAAGUAGGAAAGUAUUCUGGAAAGAUUUUAACACCUGAGUUGAGUUUCAAAGCAUUUACCAGAGAAGGGAAGUUGGAAAAAUUCCAAGCAGGAGGGACAGCAAAAGUCAGAUGUCCUGAAGCAUCCUCAUAUGUGAAUCAAACUACAAGCCCUUGAGUUGAGCUAGAUCUCAGUCUGAAGUAGCGAGGCAUAUCGGGAUGAAGCUGAAGAGGCCAACAGGGCCUGGAACAUGGAGGUCAGAUUUAUCUUUCAGAAUGUUCUCUUUGGGGAUCCUUGGGGUUAUAAAGACCAAAGUGGGUUAGAAACCAGCGUGAAGGCUGGUUGUGAGUUUCUGAUUAAUAUGUAACGGAGGUCUAACGAGUGUGAAGAUACCAGAAAUGUUAAUCCACAUCCUUUAAUUUUGUCUUUAACAUUUUACUAUGAACAUUUUCAAACAUUCAGAAAGUCAAAGUAACUCUACCAUGAACACCCAUAUAUCCACCACCCAGAUUCCAUAACUACCAUUUUACUACAAUGGAUUUUAUCAGAUAUGUUUAUGCAUCGACCCAUCUUUAUUUUAUGCACUUCAUAAUUAUAUGUGGGUAUACAUUCCUUUGAAGACUUCAGAAUCCAUGCCAUUUACUAGAGUUCAAUGUGAUUCUUUUUUAAGGUAAAAUAUUCAUACAAUGUAAUAAAUGUGCACAUCUUAAGAGUAUAA
This is a messenger RNA of Oryctolagus cuniculus (rabbit), 10976 nucleotides long. It is a transcript of the gene PHF8, whose product is annotated as PHD finger protein 8. NCBI's taxonomy places the organism in Eukaryota, Metazoa, Chordata, Mammalia, Lagomorpha, Leporidae. The record is from RefSeq and is a predicted model, not a curated record.